Messenger RNA from Botrytis porri, 3210 nucleotides. RefSeq lists its product as uncharacterized. The transcript is spliced from 7 exons. The record is from RefSeq and is a predicted model, not a curated record. Bases 1 to 3210 code for a protein of 1069 amino acids. NCBI's taxonomy places the organism in Eukaryota, Fungi, Ascomycota, Leotiomycetes, Helotiales, Sclerotiniaceae.
AUGGCAACGGAGGAUGUUUCUGUGAAUGGCGAGUCGCACACGGAGAAAAGAGAUGGAGCAUCCCCUGACCCCUCAACUGAGAGAAGUGAUGAUGAUGCGAGGCCAACCUCAGAUGGAGUCUCGAAAAGAGGUACCGGACAGACUGAGGUCAUGGGUAAGGAGAAGAAACCGUCCAAGUUGAAAGGAAUAUGGGGGAAACUUGGACUCGAUGCACCGACAUUGAUGAUGAUGUUCAAGGGAUCGGUAGCUCCUACAAUUGCUAUUGCUUUCUACGAAUCCGAUUCGGUUUCUCAAACGUACACAACUUUAGGAUAUCUGGUAGCCAUCGUUUGCGUCAUCAGUCUGCCUAUUAUGCCAAGGGCUAAAUUCUUUCAAACGAUGAUACUUAACGUAAUUGCCGUCUGCAUUGGGGCUUCAAUUGGAAUGCUGGGACUAUGGAGCAGCAUUAAAGCACGACAACAUACUUCCAUGCCAGGAGUGCCACAAGCGUAUAAUUCCUCGCAGGCCGCUGUGUGCGCUAUCUGGUUGUUUGCUAACAUAUGGUUUGCGAAUUUGUUACGCGCCAAAAGUCCAGCCUUGAAUGUUCCGGUCAUUAUGUAUAGCAUAUUCUCAAACAUUGCUUUCACUUAUGGUCCACUUUUCCCCACUGUGGCAGCAGCCGAAUCUCUCAUCAAACAAAUGAUAAAGUCGUUUUUGACUGCCUUUGCUCUAAGCACGGCGGUCAAUGUGUUUGUUAUACCUGUCUCGUGUCGUUUGGUUGUUUUUAAAGGGCAAGCGGGAUACAUUCAAUUGCUGAGGGGCGUUCUCAAAGCUCAGACAACAUUUUUGCAAAGCUUGGAGGAAAGUGACAUGUUCGCUGCUGAGAAUGGCGAUAACCCUGGUGAUCCAUCUGACGGAUCCAACAAAAGCAGUGCAGGAUCUUCCCAUCCAACAUUAUCUCCAGAGGCUAAGGCGUUGAAGAGAGCAAUCGAUGGUUUGCGCGGGCAGCAUGGAAAACUUUACGGAGAUAUGCCAUUUGGAAAGCGGGAGGUCGCCUGGGGUAAAUUGGAUGCUAAGGAUAUCGACAAGAUAUUCGACCUGUUCCGGAACAUAAUGGUUCCACUGUUGGGAAUGGGUACUAUCACAGAUAUUUUUGUACGAAUCGGCGAAAGACGUGGAUGGGUCAAGUCCACGGGUUCAAAAGAUCGUUUUGAGCAAUGGGAACACAUGCCUUUGAAAAGUAAGGCAGAAGAAAAGAGGUUAUGGAAUGAAGUGGUGAAGACUCUCCAUGAACCAUUUUCUAUCAUCACUGCAGUUAUGGAUCAAGGAUUAGAACAUGUAGCGCUUACUUUGGAGCUUGUUCCUCGACCUAAAAAGAAAGCCGCUGGUGACGUUGAGACAGCUGAUGCACAAUCAAAGCCUGGCGAUGCUGGAUUUCUCGCCUAUAUGGAAGAGGCUUUGGAUGAAUUUUACAAAAAGCGUGGAAAAACUUUGAAGAAAUGGGCGCAGGAAAAAGGAUUGUCUGCGGAACAAUUCGAUACAAGUAGACCCAUUCCUCCUGCAGGUGCACCUGUCAGCGGAGACGAAGCCGCGCAUAGAAGAGACCAGCAGCAAUUAUAUCUUAUUCUUUUCAUGGAAAAUCUUCUUUACAUGGCUGGUCUCGCAGUAAUCGAAUUGGUUAGAUUCGCAGACGGGAAAGUACAAGAUGGAACUAUGAAGAAGAAUCGUCUGAUCCUGCCAGGUCAACGGCGUAUGAAGAAAUGGAUUCUUGGCCUUGCACAUGCAGAUACGACUGCGGAUAGUCACACUCCAGAUAACCAAGAGGCAGGUGUAAUCAAUGUCUACUGGGGCUCAGGAUUCAAUCCUCGGAAAGAUCCUGAACAUCUACCACCAAAGACAACUUGGCAACAUUUUGGCAAUGGGCUUCGAAUUAUCCCGAGGUUCUUGGGAAGCACGGAAUCAGCAUUCGGCUUUAGAGUGGCCUGUGCAACUUUGACACUCGGUAUUGUUGCAUUUCUCAGAGACACUCAUGUCUUCUUUCAGCAGCAAAGAUUAGUUUGGGCGUUGAUUAUCAUUGCAAUUGGUAUGACGAUGACUUCAGGCCAAUCGAUAUUUGGAUUUCUGGCUCGUGUUGGGGGAACUGCACUAGCAAUGGUCACCUCGAUUGUCAUCUGGUAUAUUGUUGAUCAAAAGACUCCAGGAGUUAUCGUGAUGCUUUGGUUCUUUAUCUUCUUGGAGAUGUAUCUUUUCUUAAAAUUUCCUCGCUUGAUACCGGCUUGGCUCGUGUUCAUAGUCACUCAAGUAUUGAUUGUUGGAUAUGAACUUCAGGUCAGGAAAAUUGGAAUUGCGGUAUCAACCAGUAAUGGACAACCUUAUUAUCCGAUUUAUUUGCUUGCUCCAUACAGACUUGCAUGCGUUGCAGGAGGAUCUUUUGUGGCAUUCAUCUGGACUUUCUUUCCUUACCCGCUCACGGAUCGUAGCUGGUUAAGGAAAGAUUUGGGGAUAACCCUUUACAUCUUGGCGAACUACUACUCAACAGUCCAUUCGACUAUUCAUACUCGAAUGCAUGGAAGAGAAGGCGAUAUGACAUCGAAGACUAGUCCUGGCCGUCGCCUUGAAAAGGCUAGGCAUAGGAUGUUUGGCAAGCUUCUCCUGCUUCUACCUUCUUUGCAGCAACAUGCUGCUUGGCAAAAAUUUGAGCCUACAAUUGGAGGAAAGUUUCCUCGUGAAUCUUAUGAGAAUAUCAUAAAGAGUUGCUCAAAUAUCAUGGGCUACCUCGCAUUGAUGUCGUAUACAACAAAAGCUUGGUCCAAAGAUAUUCAUACAAACACCGAUACCCGUAGCAAAUGGCUUCGUGACCUUGCUGCUGUCAUGGAUGAGGUUGAACCCACCAGCCAUCAAAUAACCUCAACACUUGCGCUCCUUUCCGCUGCGAUCAGUGCAGGCGUGGCCCUUCCCCCUUUCAUCCAACUCCCCCAACCUUAUAGCCUGAAUCGUCGACUUGAAUCUCUUGAUAGUGGAAUAUUAGAUUCGAGACAUAUCCAAGAGCCGGGAUAUAGCGCUUAUGCUGUUAUGCAAGUGGCGAGUUCGUUGGUGACGGAUGAUCUGGCUACGUUGGUGGAUUGUGUAAAGGAGUUAGUGGGAGAGACCGAUUUUUCUUUUACAGUUGGGGUUAGCGAAGACAGUUUAACUGGGUCCGAGGAAAAUAGAAGAAAGGGUAAAAAUGACUAG